Penicillium macrosclerotiorum is the source of this 600-nucleotide messenger RNA. Its product is annotated as LURP-one-related/scramblase family protein. Bases 1 to 600 code for a protein of 199 amino acids. The transcript has 2 exons. Lineage: Eukaryota; Fungi; Ascomycota; Eurotiomycetes; Eurotiales; Aspergillaceae. The record is from RefSeq and is a predicted model, not a curated record.
AUGGAUAUCGCGGGCCAUCAUUCCCUCGACCCUGUCCCCAAACCCAUCGCCCUUUUCCCUCGAUUUAUAUCAAACCAGACCCAGGCAUUAAUAUUGAAAGAGAAAGUUCUCUCUAUUUCGGGUGACAGCUUCGAUAUCAAAUUAGACAAUGGGCAGCUUCUUUUGAAAGUAGCUGGAGCUUGGGUGUCACUUUCUGAUCGCAAGAAGGUCGAGGACGCCAAUGGCAAUCACCUGUUUGACAUCACCAAGGAGCAUUUGCAUAUCCAUACGACCUAUGCGAUCAAAGACCCCAAUCAGAACAAAAUUGCCGAGGUGAAGAAUAGCCACUCACUUAUCGGCUCCAAGGCGACUGCCACUUUCAAUGAUAGCAACGGCAAUGCUGUGACUCUUUUCAUGAAAGGAAGCAUGAUGGAUCAUAGUGCCGAAAUUAUCGAUGAGAGCAAUAACCAACCAGUGGCCCGAAUUGACCGGAAGUUGCUUAGCGGUCGUGAUUUUCUAUUUGGCCAGCAGUCCUAUGCCGUCAUCGUGGCACCUGGCGUUGAUGCGGCAUUGAUCGCCGCCUUAUGCAUCUGCUUUGAUGAGAAAAAUAAUGAAAAAUAA